AUGCUCGAUGAACAACUCAACAAUCAAUGGACUUUAUUCAAACGGAUCUAUGGAAAACAAUACAAUUCAAUUGAAGAAGAAGCUACUCGUCGAAACAUUUGGGAAGCUAAUCUUGCUAAAAUCCAAAAACACAAUCUUGAAGCUGAUUUAGACAUGCACACCUACACUUUAGGAAUGAAUCGAUUUGGUGAUAUGACUCAUGAAGAAUUCAUAAAACAAAUGAAUGGAUUGAAAAUGACAGUUGAUCCUGAAUCGAACAACUUCGAUCAUCAUACAUUCUUAGCUCCAUCUAAUGUUGCUAUUCCAGAUGCUGUUGAUUGGCGUAAAGAAGGUUAUGUAACACCAGUGAAAGACCAAGGACAAUGUGGAUCAUGUUGGGCUUUCUCAUCUACUGGUUCACUCGAAGGUCAACACUUUGCUAAAACAAAACAACUUGUUUCAAUUUCUGAACAAAACUUGGUUGAUUGCUCAGGCAAAUUUGGUAACAUGGGUUGUGAUGGUGGUUGGAUGAAUACGUCUUUUCAAUAUAUCAAAGCUAAUAAAGGUAUUGAUACAGAAAAAAGCUAUCCAUAUGAAGCUCGUGAUGGUGAAUGCCGAUUCAAAAAAGCUAAUGUUGGUGCUACUGUUACAGGUUUUGUUAACAUAAAACCUGAAAAUGAAACAGAUCUUCAAGUUGCUAUUGCUACAAUUGGUCCAAUUUCAGUUGCUAUUGAUGCAUCACAAGGUUCAUUUCAAUUCUACUCAUCAGGAGUUUAUAAUGAACCAGAUUGUUCAACAACAGAACUUGAUCAUGCCGUUUUAGCUGUUGGUUAUGAUACAACUGCUAAAAAACAACAGUAUUAUAUUAUCAAAAACUCAUGGGGAACAUCAUGGGGUCAAAAAGGUUAUAUCUGGAUGAGUCGUGACAAGAAAAAUCAAUGUGGUAUUGCUACCGCGGCUUGCUAUCCUCUUGUUUAA
Messenger RNA from Rotaria sordida, 957 nucleotides. NCBI's taxonomy places the organism in Eukaryota, Metazoa, Rotifera, Eurotatoria, Philodinida, Philodinidae. The record is from the annotation of a GenBank genome assembly.